GAGGGCGCUCUAGGCCGAGGAAGGGGGGGGGGAGCUCGGUGUUCUCUAUGGUUUCUACACAGAGCCGCUGAGCGAUGGCGUCAUAAGCGCGGGCCUUGAGCGCCGGGCCUGCAAGAGGGACGAUGUCGCCGCCGCUCUUCAGCCUUCCCGAGGCGCGGCUCCGCUUCACGAAUUCUACUCGUGAUGCUUUGACCAAUAAAACUAUCAAACCCUUAUUGAAUGCAUUCAACCAGAUUCCUGGAAGUGAAAAUGAAAAGAAAUGCACCCUGGAUCAAUCGUUCAGAGUUGUUCUAGAAGAGGAAAUUAUAAAUCAAGCUUCAUGUGAAAAUGUCUUGGCUAUUAUUUCUCUUGCUAUUAAUGGAGUUACAGAUGGUAUCUGCACAGCAUCAACCCCUUUUGUGCUUCUGGGAGAUGUUCUGGAUUGCCUGCCUUUGGAUCAGUGUGACAAAAUUUUUACCUUUGUUGAAAAAAAUGUCACUACAUGGAAAUCAAAUACAUUUUAUUCGGCUGGGAAGAAUUACUUGCUGAGAAUGUGCAAUGAUCUCCUAAGAAGAUUAUCUAAAUCACAGAACACAGUCUUCUGUGGAAGAAUUCAGCUAUUCCUGGCUAGAUUAUUUCCUCUUUCAGAGAAGUCAGGACUUAAUUUGCAAAGUCAGUUUAAUCUGGAAAAUGUCACAGUUUUCAAUACUAAUGAACAAGAGAGCACUCUGGGACAGAAGCACAUAGAGGAGAGAGAUGAAGGAAUGGAAGUAGAAGAAGGUGAAAUGGGAGAUGAUGAAGCUCCUACAAGUUGCUCCAUUCCAAUAGAUUACAACCUGUAUAGAAAAUUCUGGUCGCUUCAGGAUUACUUUAGGAAUCCUGUGCAGUGCUAUGAGAAGAUCUCGUGGAAGACAUUUCUUAAGUACUCGGAAGAAGUUUUGGCUGUUUUUAAAAGUUACAAAUUGGAUGACACGCAGGCCUCCAGAAAAAAGUUGGAAGAGCUAAAAACAGGGGGAGAACAUGUCUACUUUGCAAAGUUCUUAACUAGUGAAAAGCUAAUGGAUUUACAGCUGAGUGACAGUAACUUCCGCCGUCACAUCUUGCUGCAGUAUCUAAUACUAUUUCAGUAUCUAAAGGGACAGGUCAAAUUUAAAAGUUCAAACUACGUUCUAACUGAUGAACAGUCCCUCUGGAUUGAAGAUACUACAAAAUUGGUUUACCAGCUUCUUUCAGAAAACCCCCCAGAUGGGGAAAGAUUCUCAAAAAUGGUAGAGCAUAUAUUAAACACUGAAGAAAACUGGAACACCUGGAAAAAUGAAGGCUGCCCAAGUUUUGUGAAAGAAAGACCAUCAGAUUCCAAGCCAACAAGACUUGUGAGAAAGAGGCCAGCUCCAGAGGAUUUCCUAGGGAAAGGACCAAACAAAAAAAUUCUCAUGGGGAAUGAGGAGCUAACUCGGCUUUGGAAUUUAUGUCCGGACAACAUGGAAGCUUGUAAAUCUGAGACUAGGGAAUAUAUGCCGACACUGGAGGAGUUCUUUGAAGAGGCUAUUGAGCAGGCAGAUCCUGAAAACAUGGUUGAAAAUGAAUAUAAGGCUGUGAACAAUUCUAAUUAUGGCUGGAGAGCAUUAAGAUUACUAGCACGCAGAAGUCCCCACUUCUUCCAGCCAACCAAUCAACAAUUUAAGAGUUUACCAGAAUACUUAGAAAACAUGGUAAUCAAAUUAGCCAAGGAGUUGCCUCCUCCUUCUGAAGAAAUAAAAACAGGAGAGGAUGAAGAUGAGGAAGAUAAUGAUGCUUUAUUAAAGGAAAACAAUGAAAGUCCAGAUGUACAACGAGACAAACCCGUGACAGGGGGACAAAUUGAAUCAUUUGCUAACAAGCUUGGAGAACAAUGGAAGACUCUGGCCCCCUACUUGGAAAUGAAGGACUCUGAUAUAAGACAGAUUGAGUCCGAUAGUGAGGAUGUGAAGAUGAGAGCUAAGCAGCUGCUGGUUGCCUGGCAGGAUCAAGAGGGGAUACAUGCAACACCUGAGAAUCUGAUUACUGCAAUGAACAAAGCUGGAUUAAGUGACCUUGCAGAAAGCCUAACUAACGACACUGAAAACAGUAGUUAAUUUAUUUCAGAUUGUAACUUUUUUUAUUAAAACGAUUAUUGUUGCUAGGUAACAGAUCUGACAUUUUGAUAGGGCAGCUUUAUGUUUAGUAAACAAAUAAAACCUUUCUAUAACAUUUAGUUUUCUAGAGUUCCCGAGAAGGAUUAGUAACAGUGAUCCAGAAAUAGCAACCCAGGCAUCAUCCUUAAAUUAUGAAAAUGUAAAAGGGGAGAGCCACGGUUCAGUGGAGUUUUCUGUGACACACACUGUAAUAGUUUAACGGCUUGCUGUUUUAGAGCCAGGGCCAUGUUUUGCUGACAAGGGUGUCGAAGGCCUGUGUGUAAAGCGCACUAUCUUUGUACUUGCUUACAUGUAACUCGGGUUAAAUAUGGGUAAGAUGACAUGACUCCUAAUUAGUUAUUUGGUUGCACGUGCAAAUGUUGGGGUGGAAUUGUAUGCAGGCCUCUGGCUUCCCUUCCUGGAAACUUGACUGUCAAUGUUGACUCAAGUCAAGUUGGCGGGGUGGGAGGUGGGGAAGUGUUGCUAAUAAUCCAGUGAGUAGUCUCCCUGCUGAGGGAAGUUGGUUUAGCUGGUGUCAGCAGUAAAGCAGUGUCCUGAGAACUGUUCUGUUCUGUUUUCCAAUGCUGUUUGGAUUAGGCAUAUAUUUGAGUUAUUGACUCUAAUCCAGUAAAAAAUCCCAAGUGACUUUUUUUUUAAAUUAUUUAUUUUUAGGAAUAGGGUUGUUAGGUCACCUGACUACCUAAAAUUCACUUAUGAUGUAACAUGGAUGAGGCAUUAGUCUAUCCUGGUCUGUUGUAGAGUGUUGCUGAGUGCUAGUUUAAGCUUCCUUCUUCAAAUUUAGGGAUGGCUGCAGCCUUUCGGUAUAUAGUUUAUUUUAAAA
Molecule: messenger RNA, 2973 nt
Organism: Mauremys reevesii (Reeves's turtle)
Lineage: Eukaryota; Metazoa; Chordata; Testudines; Geoemydidae
Gene: THOC1
Product: THO complex 1
Exons: 21
Coding region: 123-2093 (656 amino acids)
Biological process (GO): signal transduction; mRNA export from nucleus; regulation of DNA-templated transcription elongation
Cellular component (GO): THO complex part of transcription export complex
Molecular function (GO): protein binding
Source: RefSeq, a predicted model, not a curated record